Messenger RNA from Linum tenue, 155 nucleotides. NCBI's taxonomy places the organism in Eukaryota, Viridiplantae, Streptophyta, Magnoliopsida, Malpighiales, Linaceae. The record is from the annotation of a GenBank genome assembly.
AUGUAUGUUGGAGUUCAAAAUAGAAGACAAUUGAGGACAAGGGCCGCGACUGUGGUCACCACAGUCCUCUUUUGUUUAUACAUCUAUGAUGGUAAACAAACCUCAUAUGGCCUCUAGUUCUUCUAAUGGGAGUUCCUCUAACCCACAAGUUUGAG